Messenger RNA from Fusarium mangiferae, 933 nucleotides. RefSeq lists its product as uncharacterized. The coding region runs from base 1 to 933 and encodes 310 amino acids. The record is from RefSeq and is a predicted model, not a curated record. NCBI's taxonomy places the organism in Eukaryota, Fungi, Ascomycota, Sordariomycetes, Hypocreales, Nectriaceae. The transcript has 3 exons.
AUGCAACUGCCAACGACAAAGUCCCUACACAGACUAAGCAUCGAACAUCCAUGGUUCGCCGUGCAUCCUCUGCUCUGGACAUCGCAGCAUCUGCGUCUCCUGGGCUUUCAAUUCCAGCACCUUGACUCUGCUCUGCCUCCCUCUACCUCAUCCUUAAUGGCUGCCGACAAGAACCUCACAAUGCAUUCCCGCAACCUAGCAAAUAUAGACUCACCGGUUGUCAAGUCAAUAUCCGUUGGUCACUUACUGCGCUGCAAAGAUAGUCCCUUAGAGAAAGUAAAUGGCUCGCCUCCUUUCACCUUCGCCGGGCGCGACGUGCAUUCACCAGACUGCGAUAUCUUCCAGGUGAGCACAACGAGUACCCAACAGCGGCCGAUCAUUGGUUAUUAUCACUAUGACAAAGUCACUCGAGAACGUCAACGAGUGCUGAGGCCAAAAUCACAUCCUGGCGAUGGCUGCAAUUAUCCCGUAUCGAAAAUGUAUCAGCGCAAAUUGCGGACUGUUACCCCCCGGCUCUGGUUUGAGGAUUUGUAUUUGGUCUGUGUUUUGUUGUCCUUGGCUCAAUUGCAAUGGCGGAAGCGUCGAACGCCACGACCGAAGACCUUCAGGGCGCGGUUGCUUGUAACCAAUAAAUCCGACACCACAUUUGCGCACAUCUUUCAAGCUGAUAUACCCCACGAACUCCUCGAUGCCCUCAACGAUCCGAUACUUGACAUGGAGAGCUUUAUGUGGCCAAUGAUCGAGCAUCUUCGGAUCCCAUUUAAACCGUAUGCGAGCUUUGCCAAACGGAUUAUUUUGCAGUUGGUGGGCUAUGAGUACAGUCCUGCUGUCGAACCUCAAGCUGAGGUAGUGCAACGAGGAGAGAAGCGGAAGCGUGAUGAGUCGGAUGCUGUGGGACAAAGGAGGAAUGUUUAUCAACACAAUCAAGUCUGA